AUGUUACUUAGUCGUUUUCAAGACUGGAUCCUUACUGCACUAAUGUCAUUACAAAUUGAUAAAAAACAAGAUCUUACACACGACGCUCAAUUGAAAACUAUGGGAUAUGUCUAUCCAGCAAGACGUGACUGUGAUAUUCCAAUUCCUGUUAUUGUCACAAAACCUUACCCCUUGGUUGCUCCCUUUGCUCCUGUAAUUGGUGGAUUUGGUCGUGGAUCUACUGAACUAGGCUGUCCAACCGCCAAUGUUGAUCCCAAGAAUGUUCCUUGGUUAGUUAGCCACAAUGAUAGUGAAACCUCUAGUGGGUUGAAUGAUUCUGGGAUAGCUGAUACUGGUGUAUAUUUUGGGUUUGCUCGUGUACGCCCUGCUAAACAUGAUACCAAUGCGGAGACUAUUCUUGAGAUUGAGCGUGCAGGUACUAAUGGAACUGAACGUCGUAAUGUGGAAUUUAACUAUGGUGCUCUGUUAGAAAAAUCACAAGGUGAUCUAGAAGUUUUGCCAGCCGUAUUGUCUGUUGGUCUAAACCCAUAUUAUGGCAAUAAGGAGAAAACAGUUGAGAUUCAUGUUUUGCAUAAGUUUGCACACAGUUUCUACGGUGCAGAUAUCUCAUUUGUGGUGUUAGGUUAUAUCAGACCGGAAUUGGAUUAUUCCACUUUGGAUGCCUUGGUAAAGGACAUUAAUAUGGAUAUAGACAUUGCUACAACCAUUUUACAAAAACCAGGAUAUGCCUUGUAUAAGGACCUUCUACUUUGA
Molecule: messenger RNA, 753 nt
Organism: Henningerozyma blattae CBS 6284
Lineage: Eukaryota; Fungi; Ascomycota; Saccharomycetes; Saccharomycetales; Saccharomycetaceae
Gene: FMN1
Product: riboflavin kinase
Exons: 1
Coding region: 1-753 (250 amino acids)
Biological process (GO): FMN biosynthetic process; riboflavin biosynthetic process
Cellular component (GO): mitochondrion
Molecular function (GO): riboflavin kinase activity
Source: RefSeq, a predicted model, not a curated record